Caenorhabditis remanei is the source of this 396-nucleotide messenger RNA. RefSeq lists its product as uncharacterized. NCBI's taxonomy places the organism in Eukaryota, Metazoa, Nematoda, Chromadorea, Rhabditida, Rhabditidae. The record is from RefSeq and is a predicted model, not a curated record. Bases 1 to 396 code for a protein of 131 amino acids. The transcript has 3 exons.
AUGGAGACGCAGACUUUUCGUGGGAAUAUUGCACAGCGAGAAGCCAUGAGAAAGGCAGGACCACCAGAAUUCAAGAAAGAUCGUGGUCUUGGCGGAAUCGGUGGAAUCCCAGAAACUCGAGAACCAAAUGGAGAACCAGGAAAAGGCACACCAAAGAGAUGCGCCGAUUUUUCAGGAUUAUCAGGUCAAGGAUAUCCAGGAGAGAAGGCAGGCAUUGGACUUCUAGUACUUCCAGGACGGAAAGGAUCUCCAGGAUUCCGACGAAAAGAUGGACUCCCAGGUACUUCUGGACAAAAGAGAGAAGAUGGACUUCCAGGACUCAUGGAAGUUACCGGAUUGGAGCAAAGAUUCUGUUUAUCCAAGAAGUGUCAGAAUCAUCAGGAUAACCAAAAAUGA